AUGGAGGUGCUGAGACUGGCAGCACUUGCUGCUGCCGCUGUCGUGUGGGUCCUGGUCUUUGCCCAGACUGUGGUCUUUGUCGAGCGGGCUGUCGGAGAGCCCGCUGCUGUCGCUGCCGAAGACUGGCCGCUCUCGCUUGUCCCGGCCUGGAUUGUUCUGGUAAUGACCGGCGCUGCCACGGGGGCGGCUUCCUGGUGGUGGAUUCGAGCCGCCCGCGCUGCGCCCAAGCCCGCGGUUCCGCUGCCUGGAGAGCCCGAUCCGCAGCCGGCUGGCCUGCUUGCCCCGCGCCUGCCGCUCGCCUACGUCGCUGCUGCUCUCGCCAUCAACGACUGGCUCUGGCUGGCUGUUUCGACGGGCCUGCUCGUGCCUAUGCUCGACGCCCGUGCCGGUAUGACCUGGGCUCGUGUCGCCGCCCCGCAGUUUGUCGGCGCCCUGCUCGCCGCCGGCCUCGCUAUUCUCUGCCUACAGCCGUUUGCCUACGUCCUCCCAGUCAAGCUCCUCUGGCUAGUCAUCGUCGCCAUGCUCGUCGCUCGUGCUGACGAUGUCAACACCUGGCCAUACGAGGCCGUCUUUGCCCCCAUCUGGAUCACUCUUAUCCUCGCAACAGCACUUGUUGCCUACGCCGUCUUCCGCCUCCGCCGCGCUGCCGCCGCAGGCUCAGACGCCGCCACGCCCGAGUACGUCCCAUCGGACGCUGACACUGCUGCAGGCGCGGGCCCACUCUCUCCGGGCAAGGUCGUUUUUAGCCCAGCCCGGCCACAGCACUCGUCGUCGUCGCUCGGUGACUACGAGUACGAGUACGACGAGGAGCAGGCGCCCGGCCCGUCGCCGCCUGCCUCCUCGGCCGCUAAUUCCGCUCCUGCUGUCGCUGCCACGCCCCGCCAGCUCCCAACCUCUGCUGCAGAUCCCGACUACCAGUACGAGUACGAGUAUGAGGUGAGUGAGGGCGUCGAGGAGCAGGAAGAGCAGGAGGAGCUGGCCGCCGCAGCGCUUGCACAUCCCUCGCCGCCUGUCCUUGACCCUGUUGGUGUUGGUCUUGUCCUCGGCGUCUUUGCGGCAACCCUCAUUGCCUGGACCCUGUUCCUUGUCCUCAUUGCUGGCUGGCUCGACAACUCGUUCACGGUUAGCGGCGGUGCCAAGGGGGCCACCGUUCCGCUCUUCCUGUGGGAGCUGGCUAUGGCUGCGCUCUGCGCCGGCCUCUUUGUCGAGCAGCUGCUGGCCGACGCCGGUGACCGCGACUCGCUUGCUGAUCGGGCCUGGUGGGCAGUGCUUGCCCUGGUGGCACAGCUCCCGCUCCUCAGCACGGCUGCCACGGCCCGCUCUGCAUCCGGCAGCGGCACUGCGCGUGCUGCCGGCUCGGGCGGUGCCGCGCACGCAGACACGAUCCGCAAGCUCUCAGAGCAGGAGGCUGUCCUCCGCGACCACCUCGUCAACGGCACGGUCGGGACGGCAGAGCGCAAGAAGGCUGAGGCCCAGUUGCAGGAGCUGGCGGCGCGAAAGGCGGCGCUGAACGAAAACCCGUAUGCUGCAAGCCAACCACAUGCGGCUCUCCACGAGGAGCCGUUCUUUGUCGAGCUUGUUCGCGAGAAGAUGCGGCUCCAGCGCGAGCUUGUCGGCUUCCGUCUCGCCUUCCAGGCCCAGUACGGGCGUGACCUUGAGUCGCUCGCCGAUCGCGCGCCAGUCGAGUCCUCGUACCAACGCUAUCAGACCACCAAGCAGGCCAUCCGCGUCCUCGAACGCGAGUUUGCCAAGUUCCGUGACGGCGAGCCCAACAAGUACGAAGAGAUCCGGCUCCUCUAUGGCGCUGCACCAUAAAAGCUUCAAUGCCGCAA
Molecule: messenger RNA, 1832 nt
Organism: Thecamonas trahens ATCC 50062
Lineage: Eukaryota; Apusomonadida; Apusomonadidae
Exons: 1
Coding region: 1-1815 (604 amino acids)
Source: RefSeq, a predicted model, not a curated record